CCCCACGUGUCGUUUUCCGAAGGAGGUUUCCGCGAGUUGUUUUGGAAGUGCCUGCGCCACGUGGAGGCACGCGGUACCGUCGCUGCUUCCUGACUUCAGCUCCGUCCGGCGUCCUUCGCGCUUUCCUGCGACUCCUCGGUCCCUAACGAGUCCACCGCAAGCCGCCCUUUACGUGUCCGUGAGAGAUGUCAGCGGGGGGUCAGACCACCGGGAGCCGGGACAUCCCGUCCGUCAGGCGGGUGACCAUCCACGACGCGGCGCACAUGCCCCAGGACUACUCCACCACCCCGGGGGGGACACUGUUCAGCACCACGCCCGGAGGCACCAGAAUCAUCUACGACAGGAAGUUCCUCCUGCAGUGCCGCACGUCUCCUCUGGCUCGCACGCCUCCCAACCUGCCGGACAUCCCCGGGGUCACCAGGGCGCUCAAACCCAACUCCUCCAUCGACACAGCGCGGCCCGAGCCGACGGCGAGCAACAACGCGGCGCACAACCAGCACGCCGAGGACCACGCAGAUGCCCAGUUUGAGAUGGACAUCUGAGGAGGGUCAGCAGCAGGAACAUAAGUGAUUCCCAACUGAUCCUUUUUUUUCACUACUGGGAUAAGAAGAAAAAAAAAAUACUCAUUUGAGAUGAGAUGCCUUGUUUUAUUGAGCUUUAUAAUCUACAAGAAGGCCUUUUCUGUUGAUGUUUAAUCUGUUUAAAGAGAAGAAAAAAACAUGACUAGCCAAUGCAUGAAAUUAUGUUUAUUUUCAAUCCGCUAUGCUUUGUAUGUGAGAUAUUUGACACGUUGGCCAAAGUCUUAUUGAAAUUAAAGCUUUUAUGUGAAUUUAAUCAUUUGAGGACUUUAAGCACAUCUCUAAAAUAUUCAAUGUUAUACAAAUAAAGGACUUGAAGUAUGGACCUCAGUUUAAAGUUACAGUUUUCGUCAUUAUUUUGGCGAAAUUGGUCAUUGAUUUGUUUCUGCUGCCACUUGGGGGCGUAUAAACACCACACUAACAUGUCAUCUUGGGUUGAUCGGGUCAGUUUGAUAACACAUCCGUCUCUAGCUGCUACGUGUUCAUAUACGUUCACCAGCUUGCUGCCAACCAACGUCAGUCUGCUGUUUGUCGUUUUGUUGGAAACAACUAAUACCUCUUUAUCUUUAAAGUGUUUCUUUUUAGGUAUGAGCUUGUAAAAAAGGUCUUAAGCACUUAAUAGCAUCAUCAUUUAUGUUCAAUGUUUUUUUUUUUAUGAGCACAGUAUUAAAAAAAACAACAAACACUUUGUCAAAAAAAACAAUAAUUUAUUGUAAUAUUGUACAUAGCAAAUACACAGAUGGAUCAAUGUGAACCAAACAUUUCAAUAAAGUUAAAAGCGCUUA
Gasterosteus aculeatus aculeatus (three-spined stickleback) is the source of this 1363-nucleotide messenger RNA. RefSeq names its product eukaryotic translation initiation factor 4E binding protein 1 (gene eif4ebp1). Gene Ontology annotation, molecular function: eukaryotic initiation factor 4E binding. The record is from RefSeq and is a predicted model, not a curated record. Gene Ontology annotation, cellular component: cytoplasm. Gene Ontology annotation, biological process: negative regulation of translational initiation. NCBI's taxonomy places the organism in Eukaryota, Metazoa, Chordata, Actinopteri, Perciformes, Gasterosteidae.